GUGAUAAACUUAUUAAAUAGAAUAAUGAAUGAUGAAAUUGGAUAUUGCUCUCAGUUCAGUUCUAAGAUCAGACCUCUUCUGGACCAGUAUGAUAUAAUUAGACACCACCUGGUGGAUGAUCCCGAUCUGCAUCCGACAUCGAUUGUUGUAAUCGGGGAUCAGAGUUCGGGCAAGUCUAGUGUACUAGAGAGCUUAGUGCAAAUUGGGCUUCCGAGAGGAGAAAAUAUUGUGACCCGUAUGCCUAUCGUACUCCAAUGCAGGAGUCUGAGAACAACUAAUGUCAAAGAUUUUCCUCAUGCCAAGAUCUCAAUUAGUUCGCCAAAUGAUGAGCGGAGUUUUACUCUCACAGACUUUUCCCAAAUCGAGCAGACAAUUCAGACCUGUCAGGCAACGGUGUUCCAGUCAUCUCUUUCCUCCUCGUCCAGUGGGGGAAAUGGAGGAGGCAACUCUAAAAAUGUGAUAUCCGAUGUGCCCAUCUACGUGCAAGUGGUGAAGGAAGGCAUCCCUGACGUCACAUUGGUAGACUUGCCCGGGAUAAAUUAUGCAAACGAGGUAAUCAAAAACAGCAUCAAGAGUCUUUAUGAGAAGUAUAUUUCACCAGACAAUGUGAUCAUCCUGAAUGUCAUAUCGGCAGUCACCGACAUCCACGCCAACGAAUCGGUUCUAUUCGCGCACAAGGAAAGUAUUGACAUACUCCAAGUUUCGUAUCUCCCAAUUUUAAGCAUAAUCCAGUUUAUUAUCCUAAGUUUUCCCUCAAUAGUCAAGUUAUGA
This is a messenger RNA of Symsagittifera roscoffensis, 771 nucleotides long. RefSeq lists its product as uncharacterized. Lineage: Eukaryota; Metazoa; Xenacoelomorpha; Acoela; Convolutidae. Gene Ontology annotation, molecular function: microtubule binding; GTP binding; GTPase activity. Gene Ontology annotation, cellular component: microtubule; membrane; cytoplasm. The record is from RefSeq and is a predicted model, not a curated record. The transcript is spliced from 4 exons. Bases 25 to 771 code for a protein of 248 amino acids.